GUACUUUAGAAUUAAAUUAUUCCUAAAUCUCUCAGAAAUUGUUCCCGUCUUCUAAAUUUCAUCCGGAACCAAGAUUUAAUACCAAGAUCACCCUGUAUGUUGGAGAUUAUGUGUGUAACUAAACUCAACUCGCUACAUUUACUUAGAUUCAAGCCUCAUACUCGUAAGUAGUCGCCAGCAUUGAGCGACAUUAAAUUCAAUUUGAGAUUAAGUUCAAGUUUAGCGUUACGAACGUAAUAAACGCUAUGUAUCUAAGCUUUUUGUUAUUCUUUUGCUAUUAUCUGCCGUUACUUAUAAGUGCUUGCCCCAUUUAUCUCACCAUUUCGUUGGACAGCAAAACCUUGCAAGAUGCAUACCUCGAAAUAAAUUGGGGACCCGAAUGUCAUGAUCAUCCCGAGUGGAUUGGCAUUUUCAGUGAAGAUCCCUCAACGACCUAUUUUCACCCGGAGGCACGUAUAACAAAUAUAAACAACUCGUCCGGCAAAGUUUUGAGCAAUGUGAAAGUGGGAAAAUUACGCUUCCCACACGGUUGGAAUAGCAAUGAUGAUAAUACAGUACCCAUUGAAUAUCCAAAAGGAAAAUGUCUGCCAUAUUAUGUAGCCAGUUUUAAUGGUAGUGAACUACUGACGGUGGAAUGCCUGAAGAUACAGCCGAAUUGGAUGUCGAAACUGGAGCAUAUAGCGCAAAUGCCAUUGAAGGAUCUAUUCAUACCGGGCACACAUGCCUCUGGCGCUUAUGUUAACAAUUUAGUCAAAACCAAAUCAGUCCUGGUCAAGGAUUAUGUGGUGGCACAACAAUUUGAUGUCUGGUCGCAGUUGGUAUUUGGUGUACGCUAUUUGGAUUUUAGCAUUGGCUUUGACAAAAUUGCCGAUGUCUACGAUACAAGUAAUGCUGAUAAUUUCUGUAUUGUUAACGAAAACAAACUUGUUCAGCCAUUAAGAGGCGUUUUAAAAGAUGUGAAGCGUUUCGUGCAACUUUCCCAUGAGGUCGUUAUACUCGAUUUCAGUUCGUUUCCUAUUGGCUUCUACAAGCAUCCUGAACGCCAUAGUAAUCUACUGCAUCUUUUACACGAAGAGGUCGGUGAUAUUGUCUACAUAAGAAAUACAAGUGCCAGCGAAGGAAUGAAGCAAUGCUUUGAGCUGACAAUCGAUGAAAUUAGAAAGAAUAAUAAAUACCUUAUAAUUCUGUAUCCUGUACAGGAAUUGCCAUAUCCCGAAAGUGAGUCGAAAAUAUUAUGCCCCAAUUGGAAACGUUUCUCCACUGCUUUUAUGAACACCUCAGAAGUGUUGGACUACAUGCGUUUGUUGUUUAGCAAAAAGGAUACAUCACCGGUGCAAAAUGAAGGUUGGGUAUUUCAGGCUACACGCAGCAUGGAACAAUCAUUGAAUAACAAAAAACUGGAGACUGCCAAAGAGCGUGCUGGCAUUUUGAAUCCGAAAGUCACUAGCUGGCUAAAAGGUCCUUGGAGUUUAACUGCAAAUGUUGUAGCGCUCGAUUAUUUUAGCAAUACGAAUAUCAUCGAUGUCGCCAUUUAUGCUAACAUGCAUAAAGCUUUCAAUAUGGCUAAUAAGAACUUUGUGAAUUUUGAAAUUUUAAGUAAUUAGCGUAAGCAAUAAUUUUUUAGUUUAGUAAUUGUGUAAAUUAAAAUGAAUAUACUCGUACGUAUACAUAUGGCGCGCAUUGUUGCUGCAAAGAAGGACAUAACUUACAUAAACCAUAAUGUUGAGAAUAUCCAA
Molecule: messenger RNA, 1736 nt
Organism: Rhagoletis zephyria (snowberry fruit fly)
Lineage: Eukaryota; Metazoa; Arthropoda; Insecta; Diptera; Tephritidae
Biological process (GO): lipid metabolic process
Molecular function (GO): phosphoric diester hydrolase activity
Source: RefSeq, a predicted model, not a curated record